AUGCAACUAUUAACUGCUACAUUGAUAUUAUUUAUAUUUUCAACACUUGGCCAAGGCCAGUGGUUGACAAACGACAGGGUCGAAAUUUGGGCUUUAAAAUUAAGUACAGAAUUAUACACCCUUUCUGAGUCCCUAACAACGGUUGAAAAUAUCGUCCAGGCUUAUGAGGCAAGGAACGUCAGCGCUGUUUCUUUGAAUGCCAGUGAUAUUGCAUCUCAAUUUCGACAACGUUUAGGUGGCUUAUUAAGCAAUAAAGUGGAUGCGUUAGACGAAUUAAUUAAUGUAGCCGAAAAAGCAUAUAGUGAUUACAAAUACAAUGAUUCAUUGAAACCGGGAGAUGUACAGUGGUAUAAUGCCAAGAAAAUUCAGCUUAAUAGCACUGAUCCUGUAUUUAUAUGCAAUGAUCGUUUCCAACGUAGCGUUAAUGCCAACAUUAGUGCAAUCCAAGUUCCAACCAAUGUCUACGACGGCGGCGUGAACGUAUUAAAUGCAAUCGAAUGGUCAAACGCUGUUGAUGCACAGUUUAAUAAAAAUUAUUACUCGGAUAAAACAAUCAAGUGGCAAUACUUUGGUAGUGCUACUGGUUUCUUUCGAUUGCACCCAGGAGCCAUUUGGAGAGAUUAUAACUCCAACGGACAAGACUUAUACGAUUGCCGGAAAAGGCCAUGGUACAUUAGCAGCUCAAGCACGGCAAAAGACGUAGUCAUUUUACUAGAUGUGAGUGGCAGUAUGCACGGAAUGCCGUUGGAUAUUGCUAAAAUAAGCAUACAGAGCUUAAUUCGAACGUUUGGAGAAAAUGAUUUCUUAAACAUUGUCUUCUUUAACAAAGACAUUAAUUUGUCCAUUCCGUGCUUUAAAGAUGUUGUGCAAACUUCUGAAUCUCACAAAUACGUUUUCGGUAGAGCAUUGGCAGCAAAUAUUCUAGACGGUGGCAUAGCUGAUUUUAGUAAAGCAUAUGACUAUGCUUUUCAAAUGUUACAAAGGUCGAGGUCAAAACAGGAACAAAAACGAUGCCACCAACUCAUCAUGGUGUUUUCUGACGGAACAGAAGAGAGGCCAAAAGCUGUAUUUGAUAAAUAUAAUGCUGAUAAACAGAUCAGUGUCAUUACUUAUGGAAUAGGCACAGUUACGUCACGUUUUGAAGCUUUACGCUGGAUGGCCUGCUAUAACAAAGGCAAGUUCAUUCGAAUCUCAAACGUUGGAGCUAUUCCGGAUAACAUUCAGAAAUAUUUAACAAUUUUAAGUAAUCCAACAGCUUUAACGAAGGAAAAUUAUUUCACAUGGAGUCCUGUCUAUACCGACGUUUCUGGACUUGGGUUACUAACAACCGUAGCAGCUCCUGUUUUCUUUCGACCGAAUGUCUCAACGUAUAACCAAUCCGAGAAUUACUUACUCGGAGUGAUGGGAUCCGAUGUGCCCUUACGUGAUGUUAAUGCUACUAUACCAUAUAAUUUGCUGGGUUCUAAUAGUUACUGCUUUGGAGUUGAUAAUAACGGGCGCAUAUUCUUUCAUCCCAUUAUUGGUGAACAGAGAGGCUACUUAAGCGAUCCUCCUGAUUUGCAAAUGCAUGAUUUAGAAAUUGUUCAUGGAAACAUUUUGGUCCAGAAUGUUACUGCAGGCGGUAAAGUAGUGGAGUUUAAAAUUCGAUAUAACGAACAGCUACGUAAGAAUAUGCUUUCAAGAUUAACUGGUAUGAUGUAUGUGACGACUACUGUCCACUUAUCUAACAGUAAACGUGUUAUGUACAUGGAAAGGCAAUAUCAUUAUGGUCCGGUCUUGAAUGAUUCAUUUAGUUUCGGUACUGUUCUACCUAAAGAAGGCUGCUUUAACUUUGAAACUGCUCUCACUAAUCAAGAGAAAACAGAAGGUUUAGCUUUGUUAAAUAGCAGGACGCGGUCUCCACUCUUUCUACAAAUCUGGCGCUAUUGUAGUUUAUACAGCCAAGAUGAAAGUGAUAUUUUGUUUGUGCAACGACCUACCCUAGAAAUUAGUAAUAUUAGCGGCAUCAUUAAUAGAAUAAGCGAGCUGGUCUUUUCUCCUAAUAAUGCCGGAUUUGAUGAAUGUUCGAAAGAUCUUGCAAAUCGGCUCGUUUUGGAUGCAAUUAUACUACAGCAACUAGAAGAUUAUUGGACUAAAAUAGCUAGAGAACAUGCUAAAAGAAACUACAUUUUUCGAACAUUUUAUGGCUCAAGCAGUGGACUAACUAAACUUUACCAAGGAGGAUCAUUUCAGUGCAAGGAGAGCCUAUCUGGUGAUUGUGCCAUUAGUGAAGUCCCAAGUAUCCCUAAGAAUACCAUUAUGGCUGAUUAUUAUCGUUUGGCAGUAGCUCAAAUUAAUGCUAAUUCAUUCGUCUAUUUGGCCAAUUUAGAUCGAAGUAGUCUGUCUGUUGCAUCUAUUGAAGUAGUCAAAGCCAUUUCUUUGGAAGAGGAUGCAAAUGUUGGAGUCGUUGGGUUUCAAAUGAAUUCGGUCUUGCUAUUCCAAAUAUUAAUAGAGGUUAUUCCGGAAUGUAUUACCAAUAACAGUCUACGCUGUUAUAUCCUGGAUCGUAAUGGCUACGUUGUUAUGUUUGCUCGGAAACGUAUGGCAUUUCAUUCACAUAAAGUUCAAAUACCCGUGCGCGAAGGGAAAUUUGUAGGAGUUUAUGAACCAGCAGUUGUUACAAGUUUGAUUGAUAAGAAAAUAAUGACAAGAGAGGAAUUUGUGACAUAUAACCAGCUAUGUAAUGGGCAAAAACCAGUCAAUACUUAUACGAUAGCAAGCAGCGCCAGUCAAAUACUAACGCCAUUUCGAUUGUCGUUCAAAAUUCUAAUGGGAUGGCUAGCACAGCUAUCAACGACCAUAAUUCAUUUGGCUGGUGUUUUUCAGUACUGGAUCUCAAGUACUUCAGGUGUUUGUGAUGCUCCACAAUCGAAGAAUACAUCCAUCUACACUUGUGCUUUACUUAAUAAUCUAUAUAUUAUCAAUCAAAAUACUACGACACACAAUGGCACUGGCAUAUGCUCAUCAUGUUCUAGGAAUCGCUAG
Molecule: messenger RNA, 3024 nt
Organism: Trichoplax adhaerens
Lineage: Eukaryota; Metazoa; Placozoa; Uniplacotomia; Trichoplacea; Trichoplacidae
Exons: 39
Coding region: 1-3024 (1007 amino acids)
Cellular component (GO): voltage-gated calcium channel complex
Molecular function (GO): voltage-gated calcium channel activity
Source: RefSeq, a predicted model, not a curated record